Messenger RNA from Solanum pennellii, 2186 nucleotides. Its product is annotated as probable glycerol-3-phosphate dehydrogenase [NAD(+)] 1, cytosolic. NCBI's taxonomy places the organism in Eukaryota, Viridiplantae, Streptophyta, Magnoliopsida, Solanales, Solanaceae. Gene Ontology annotation, cellular component: cytosol; glycerol-3-phosphate dehydrogenase (FAD) complex. Gene Ontology annotation, biological process: carbohydrate metabolic process; glycerol-3-phosphate catabolic process. The record is from RefSeq and is a predicted model, not a curated record. Gene Ontology annotation, molecular function: NAD binding; glycerol-3-phosphate dehydrogenase [NAD(P)+] activity. The transcript is spliced from 6 exons. The coding region runs from base 606 to 2000 and encodes 464 amino acids.
ACACUUGCCUCUUUGCCAAAUCCAUAUUUCUCACACUUUGCCAAUUUCUUUUCUUUUUUGCCAACUCAUUUCUUGAAAGGCGUGAGCUAGUUAGAUUCUUCAUCUGGAUCGGUUUUGGUUGAACAUUUAUUUAUAUACUACAAACUUCGAACCCCAAUACCUGUUGCCGCCUUCUUUUCCACUAUAACAACUUUUGGGUUGUUUACCUAAAGUUGUCUCAAGUGUGACGGAGGUUUCAAAGUUUUUUUUUUACUCUGAUUCAAGAAUAACCCAUCUAGGUGUAAUUAUCUAUGUUUUCUGAUGAAACCCAUGUGAAAAAAAUCGUCCAUUUAUUAGUUUUGUUGUAGUUCUUGAAUGCUUCAGUAACACACAAUUGUGGUCAUAAGUGCCAAAGAUUUGAUUUUGAUAAGGUUGUCUUCAUUUUCUUGAAAACCCAGGAGAGUGCUAGAUCUUGUAUGUUGGCGAAAUUGGUGGAACAUUACUGCUUCUUGUUUAUGCAUUUGCUUUAAAAGGUUGAGAAGAGUUGUAGUUCGUGUAUUUGCAAUUGAUUGAUAGAUUGAGUUGUUGGUGUAUUGGGAAUAGUUUGAAAUUUCAUAGAAAAUAAGAUGGUUGGAUCUGAGGAAGGAGUAAUGAGUCAUGUUUACCCGAAUGGGUUGAUUCAAAGUACUAAUGGUUAUUCUGUGGAGGAGAAAGUUGAUGAGCUACGUCGAAUUUUUGGUAAAGCGGAUGGUGAUCCGUUGAGAAUUGUAGGUGUUGGAGCAGGAGCAUGGGGUAGUGUUUUUGUAGCAAUGUUGCAGGAUGCGUAUGGUAAUCUUCGAGAGAAGGUACAGAUUAGAAUAUGGAGGAGAGCUGGAAGAGAUGUUGAUAAAGCUACUGCAGAGCAUUUAUUUGAGGUGAUCAAUUCAAGGGAGGAUGUGUUGAGGAGGUUGAUAAGACGGUGUGCAUACUUGAAGUAUGUUGAGGCAAGAUUAGGUGAUAGGACACUACAUGCUGAUGAGAUUUUGAAAGAUGGCUUUUGUUCGAAUAUGAUUGAUACGCCACUUUGCCCUUUGAAGGUAGUCACUAAUUUGCAGGAGGCCGUGUGGGAUGCUGAUAUUGUUAUCAAUGGUUUGCCAUCAACAGAAACUAGGGAUGUAUUUCAAGAAAUCAGUCGGUACUGGAAGGAACGUAUUACUGUUCCAGUCAUUAUAUCUUUGGCAAAGGGCAUAGAGGCUGAACUAGGACCUGAACCCCGGAUUGUUACCCCAACGCAAAUGAUUAACAAAGCAACUGGAGUUCCAAUAGAGAACAUCUUGUAUCUUGGUGGACCUAAUAUUGCAUCAGAGAUUUAUAACAGAGAAUACGCCAAUGCCCGGAUAUGUGGAGCUGAGAAGUGGCGGAAAGCACUAGCGAGAUUUUUGAGGCAGCCACAUUUUAUCGUAUGGGACAAUGGUGACCUGGUAACUCAUGAGGUCAUGGGUGGUCUAAAGAAUGUAUACGCCAUUGGAGCUGGUAUGGUAGCAGCUCUUACCAAUGAAAGUGCCACAAGCAAGUCAGUAUACUUCGCACAUUGUACAUCUGAGAUGAUAUUCAUCACACAUCUCCUGGCUGAAGGACCCGAGAAGCUUGCAGGUCCACUUCUGGCUGAUACAUAUGUGACCCUGUUAAAAGGUCGUAAUGCUUGGUACGGCCAAAAGUUGGCUAAAGGGGAAAUAAACCUUGAAAUGGGUGACAGCAUCAAGGGAAAGGGGAUGAUACAGGGAGUUUCAGCAGUAAAAGCAUUCUAUGAGCUACUUAGUCAGUCCAGUUUAAAUAUUUUUCAUCCUGAUGAAAACAAACAUGUAGCUCCUGUUGAACUUUGUCCUUUAUUGAAGACAUUGUACAAAAUACUAAUAAUGAGGGAGGUUUCAUCAGAGGCGAUUCUUCAGGCCCUGAGAGACGAAACUAUGAAUGAUCCACGUGAUCGUAUUGAGAUUGCACAAAGCCAUGCCAUCUAUAGACCUUCAUUACUUGGGCAGUAGAAGCACACCAGCAUCACCUACUAUUCCAUUUCUUCCUUUGACAGUUGCUUUUGAAAUUAGGUGUUGUAUGUUCAGUCAAUUUUGUAACAUGGUCCUUAGACAAUUGGACGAGCUAUCUUGUAGCAUGAGAAUUCAUGUUGUAUCAUCACCUUCAAUUUAUUCAAUCUUUCACACUUUUUUUGUUUU